ACCUUUAAAAACACAUACUAAUUCUCUUGCGCAUACUCUUCCUUUCAAUCUUUCUCUCUUCUAAUCACACAAUUAUGGUGGUUCCUUCUCCAUCUCCCAUUAGAAGCAAGAAGACAAAGGCAGUUGGGAUUCCAGUAAUAGACCUUUCUCUCAAUAGGUCUGCCAUAGCAGAACUCAUAGUGAAUGCAUGUGAAGAUUAUGGCUUUUUCAAGGUGGUUAACCAUGGUGUGCCCAAGGAGAUAAUUGGGAGGUUAGAGGAGGAGGGGCUCAGUUUUUUCGCCAAACCCAGUUCGGAGAAGCAGAAGGCAGGGCCAGCUAGUCCUUUUGGCUACGGCUGCAAGAACAUUGGAUUCAAUGGGGACAGGGGGGAGCUUGAGUAUCUUCUUCUCCACACGAAUCCUGUCUCCAUUUCUGAGAGAUCCAGAGCCAUUUCCAAUGACCCCACAGAGUUCAGCUGUGCUGUGAAUGAUUACAUACAAGGGGUGAGAGAGCUGUGCUGUGAGAUUCUAGACCUGAUUGGGGAGGGGCUGUGGCUCCAGGAUAAGAUGGUGUUUAGUAGGAUGAUCAGGGACGUCCAUAGUGACUCAGUCAUCAGGGUCAAUCACUAUCCGGCAGUCAAGGAUGUGAAAGAGUGGGACCCAUGUGACCCCAUUGGAUUCGGAGAGCAUUCUGACCCUCAGAUUCUGACCAUCCUCAGAUCCAACGACGUCCCGGGCCUCCAAAUCCGUCUGCGUGAUGGGUUAUGGGUCCCUGUCCCUCCCGACCCCACUGAAUUCUGUGUCUUCGUCGGCGACGCAUUAGAGGCAAUGACAAACGGGAGGCUGAUGAGCGUGAGGCACAGAGCCUUGACAAGCUCAGUGAAGGCCAGGCUAUCAAUGAUGUACUUCGGAGCUCCACCCCUAAAUGCAUGGAUAUCUCCUCUUCCAGACAUGGUGUCACCCCAGAAACCUUCUCUCUACAGGCCUUUCAGUUGGGUUGAAUACAAGAAAGCUGCAUACUCCCUAAGAUUAGGAGAUCGCCGCCUUGAUCUCUUCAAGAUCAAUACUAGUAGUACUGGAGACAAAGUUGAACUAUGAUCAGUAAGAAAAUUUUGUGCUAGGAGAAAGCCAAAUUCAAGGCGCUGUGUGCAUAUAUAUAUAUAUAUAGAUAUAGUUGUUACACAUAUGAGUUGGUCAAUGGGUGAUCUUAUGAUUUCAUUAGAUUUUUGUAUUUUGUGAGAAUUCUAUGUAAACCUAGUGUGAGUUUGAAGCUAUAAUACAAGAU
Molecule: messenger RNA, 1263 nt
Organism: Vitis riparia (riverbank grape)
Lineage: Eukaryota; Viridiplantae; Streptophyta; Magnoliopsida; Vitales; Vitaceae
Product: gibberellin 2-beta-dioxygenase 2
Exons: 3
Coding region: 75-1076 (333 amino acids)
Biological process (GO): gibberellin catabolic process; response to light stimulus
Source: RefSeq, a predicted model, not a curated record